UCAAGAUGGCCAUGUCUCCACUCGAAAACCUUUAUGGGGGCUACCUCGCGUUCCUAUACUACCAACGGUUCCCCCAUGAUCACAUUGUCGUUAAAAGCAUCGUCGCAGUAUUAUGAUGUUCCACCUUGUUGUUUCCGCGUAUAGCGAGUGGAGUGGAUUGAUUGUGUUGUUCGGGAGGCCCUUGACUUCCACUAAAUGGAUCAACACAGUCUACCAGUUACUUACGGUCAUAUGCUCGGUCAUUGUCCAAUUCUUCUUCGCUUAUCGGCUGCGUCAAAUAACCGUGUUUACUAAGAUCGUCAUGACGAUCGCGCAACUCAGCACAGGCCUCGUAAUUUGGAUUAGAGAAUAUCUCGCAUGGGAUCGGAAGUAUUGUACAUUCAACCCGGCCACUCAUCAUCGCGUGGCUCACGAUAGAGGCAGCCUCGGACCUUCUCAUUGCUGCCUCGAUGUCACUGUACCUUAGGAGGAUGCGGACAGGAUUUCCUCGUACGGACUCGGUCGUACGAUUUUUAACGAUAUAUGCCGUUAACACGGGUUUAUUAACUAGGUACGUGCUGGUACGAGAUUGCGGUAGUUAGUGAAGCAGCUGAGCCUCCAUGCCGUUUUCGCCCCAUUUAGCCUGGCAGCUAUGGCAAUCAUGUUUGCUGUCCGUGGGCUGGCAUCUCAUAUGAACGGACCCGAGAGCUGACACGUUGUGUUUGU
Cantharellus anzutake is the source of this 705-nucleotide messenger RNA. RefSeq lists its product as uncharacterized. The transcript has 12 exons. The coding region runs from base 113 to 466 and encodes 117 amino acids. The record is from RefSeq and is a predicted model, not a curated record. Lineage: Eukaryota; Fungi; Basidiomycota; Agaricomycetes; Cantharellales; Hydnaceae.